This is a messenger RNA of Darwinula stevensoni, 531 nucleotides long. The record is from the annotation of a GenBank genome assembly. NCBI's taxonomy places the organism in Eukaryota, Metazoa, Arthropoda, Ostracoda, Podocopida, Darwinulidae.
ACUGAAAGAGCCCUGGCAGGGUCCACCCAAAAAUCCCUCUACCAAAAAGUUGUCUGCCUGGCCAACCGACCGGGCAGCGUGAUCUCGGACUUCGACCUCGUAUUCAACGAAAGCGCAAACCUAAAGAUCAUCCAGGACACGCUCGACAACAACACCCGGAGGCCGGAUGGGACCUAUCUCUUUGGGGAUCUCCAAAGCAACAGCCCUCCUUCCGGGAGGGCAUCGACGGCGACAACCACCGCCGAACCCAUUCUGAUCACCAAGGUGUCGACGGACAGGGCAUCUCGCCUCUUCUGGGAGGUCACGGUGCCUUCUAUUGCCGACAAGAAAAGCUUCACGGCAGCCAUUCCACCCACUUGGGUCUCCCUCCAUCGCGGUCGGCUGAAGAAAGGCAAAAGCCUUGAAAGAACGGUUUUCACCCUACUCCAUCCUCCACUCUCCUCCUCCGACAGGGCUGGCCCUGCUGAUCCUGAUCAUGCUGUGCUGCACUGCAAACGCAAAGGGCUGCUGUUGCAAGGCCUGCAGCGGCAA